AUGGAGAACUACCAGAAGAUCGAGAAGAUUGGAGAAGGAACCUAUGGCGUUGUCUACAAGGCUCGCGAGCUCACCCAUCCCAAUCGGAUUGUCGCCCUCAAGAAGAUUCGACUAGAGGCGGAGGAUGAAGGCGUUCCUAGCACAGCCAUCCGUGAGAUUUCCCUACUCAAGGAGAUGAGCGAUCCCAACAUUGUGCGACUCCUGAACAUUGUGCAUGCCGAUGGCCACAAGCUAUAUCUCGUCUUCGAAUUCCUCGAUCUCGACCUCAAGAAGUAUAUGGAGGCUCUUCCUGUCAGCGAAGGUGGCCGAGGCAAAGCUCUUCCGGAAGGCUCUGCUUUGAGCAAGAACAUGGGUCUUGGCGAUGCCAUGGUCAAGAAAUUCAUGGCUCAGCUAGUGGAGGGUAUUCGUUACUGCCACAGCCACCGUAUUCUACACCGUGAUCUCAAGCCCCAGAACCUCCUGAUUGACCGCGAUGGCAAUCUUAAGCUGGCGGACUUUGGAUUGGCUAGAGCUUUUGGUGUUCCCCUGAGAACCUACACCCAUGAGGUUGUCACCCUUUGGUACCGCUCGCCUGAGAUUCUCUUGGGUGGUCGUCAGUACUCGACCGGCGUAGACAUGUGGUCCUGUGGUGCCAUUUUCGCGGAGAUGUGCACUCGCAAGCCUUUGUUCCCAGGUGAUUCGGAGAUCGACGAGAUCUUCAAGAUCUUCCGUCUCCUCGGUACCCCAGAUGAAGCCAUCUGGCCCGGCGUCACCUCUUUCCCCGACUUCAAACCCACUUUCCCUAAGUGGAAACGUGAUGAAACCCGUGCACUCGUUCCUGACCUUGAAGAGGAUGGUCUGGACCUCCUCGAUGCUCUUCUCGAGUAUGAUCCUGCACGACGAAUUUCUGCCAAGCAGGCCUGCAUGCAUCCCUACUUCCGGAACGGCAGUGCCUACUACUCAGGACGCGCCCGGAGGAAUGGUUUCAACUAG
This is a messenger RNA of Aspergillus luchuensis, 972 nucleotides long. RefSeq names its product cyclin-dependent serine/threonine-protein kinase CDC28 (gene nimX). The transcript has 4 exons. Bases 1 to 972 code for a protein of 323 amino acids. Gene Ontology annotation, biological process: G1/S transition of mitotic cell cycle; regulation of gene expression; protein phosphorylation. Gene Ontology annotation, molecular function: cyclin-dependent protein serine/threonine kinase activity; cyclin binding; ATP binding. Gene Ontology annotation, cellular component: cytoplasm; nucleus; cyclin-dependent protein kinase holoenzyme complex. NCBI's taxonomy places the organism in Eukaryota, Fungi, Ascomycota, Eurotiomycetes, Eurotiales, Aspergillaceae. The record is from RefSeq and is a predicted model, not a curated record.